GUGUAACAAACUGGAUUUGGUUGCUUAGUAACUUCUGAACACCGGUCAGGUGUUUCGCGCGUAAAUCCUCCCGUAAACUUUAGCUCCGCCCACGUGCACUUCCUCUAUUUGACAGUACGUUUCUGUUUAUUACAGACGUUUCUCAUUCAUCGUUUCGUACGCAUGGACAUCGUGGAAGCGUUGACGUUUUUAAAAUGACAGCUUUGGUUUGAGUGUCUUCAGACCUACAUCGCUUUCCUGCCCGAGCGGCGUUAAUCUGCCCAGAACAGCGAAGACAUGACAAGACGCCGGAUUGCGUUCAUAGGCAAUAUUCCAGUCCGUUCCUGUAAAUCGCGUUCUACUCGCAGUUUGCGCGUUGUUGGGAAGCAAACCGUUGUCGUAUAUAUGUCGCGACCCGGUGUAGAAACACGAUGGCGUAAAUGCGCUUAAAAGGACGUCUCCCACGCGAAUGGACGCGUAUCUGUCUACAACAGUGUCCCCAUUACGGCAAGGACAAGUGGAUAAAAUGUGUUUGAGGUUCUCAGGAAUUAAAGUGCUGCAUGGAUGACGUUUGGUGACGUUUCUAUGAGACAGAAUGUUUACCCUCACAGAAGUUGCCUCACUAAAUGACAUCCAGCCAACUUAUCGGAUCCUGAAACCAUGGUGGGACGUCUUUAUGGAUUACCUGGGUGUGGUCAUGUUAAUGCUGGCCAUAUUUGCCGGGACCAUGCAGUUAACCAAAGAUCAGGUGGUUUGCCUUCCUGUUCUGGAAUCGUUGGAGGACCAAACCCCUGUGGCCACGGAAAGGCCACCAGAGAAAGCUCUUGGCUCAGGGACAGGAGGAGGCCAUGUGACAUUGGCAGCUGCACCUUUAUCAAGCAAAGAACAAACCGACAGUGUUGUCCAACACUUCCCACAGUCGUCUGCUGUCAAGCAACCUCAGCCCACGGGUUUACGAACAAAUCUGGAUUUUCAGCAGUAUGUCUUUGUUAAUCAGAUGUGCUACCAUGUUGCCCUCCCAUGGUAUUCAAAAUACUUUCCAUAUCUAGCUCUCAUUCACACAAUUGUUCUCAUGGUAAGCAGUAACUUUUGGUUCAAGUAUCCAAAGACCAGUUCCAAAAUUGAGCAUUUUGUGUCUAUUUUGGGCAAGUGUUUUGAGUCCCCUUGGACAACCAAAGCAUUGUCUGAGACAGCCUGUGAAGACUCCGAAGAGAAUAAGCAGAGACUGACUGGAGCCUCUACAUUACCAAAGCAUCUUUCAACCAGCAGUGAGGAGGGGAGUCCAAAUCAGUCCACACCCAUGCUUGCAAAAUCUAGCAUCAAGUUUUCUGCAGAGAAGCCAGUCAUUGAGGUUCCAAGUAUGACUAUACUAGAUAAGAAAGAUGGAGAGCAAGCUAAAGCACUUUUUGAGAAAGUAAGGAAGUUCCGCACACAUGUCGAAGACAGCGACAUGAUCUACAAACUCUAUGUAGCUCAAACAAUAAUAAAAACUGUCAAAUUCAUUCUGAUUCUAUGCUACACCAUGACCUUUGUCACGUCCAUUAAAUUUGAUCAUGAUUGUGAGCCUGAAAUUAAGCAUUUGACUGGAUACGCAAAAUUUAAAUGCACCCAUAACAUGGCUUUCAUGUUGAAAAAACUCCUUGUUAGCUACAUUGUCCUCAUUUUUGUUUAUGGCCUGGUUUGCAUAUACACUCUCUUUUGGCUGUUUAGACGGCCACUUAAAGAGUACUCUUUUGAGAAGGUUCGAGAAGAAAGCAGUUUUAGUGAUAUCCCAGAUGUGAAGAAUGACUUUGCUUUCCUCCUACACAUGGUGGACCAGUAUGACCAAUUGUACUCAAAACGUUUCGGUGUCUUUCUCUCAGAGGUAAGCGAGAACAAACUGCGGGAAAUCAGCUUAAACCAUGAGUGGACCUUUGAGAAACUACGGCAGCAUGUGACUCGCAAUGUGCAGGACAAGCUUGAGCUGCAUCUUUUCAUGCUCUCGGGAGUUCCCGAUGCAGUCUUUGACCUCACCGAUUUAGAGGUCCUGAAAUUAGAACUCAUCCCCGAGGCACGUAUCACAGCGAAAAUCUCCCAGAUGAUCAACCUCCACGAGUUGCACUUUUACCACUGCCCCGCCAAAGUCGAACAGACUGCGUUCAGUUUCCUCCGCGAUCACCUCCGGUGCCUUCAUGUCAAGUUUACGGACGUUGGAGAGAUUCCCACUUGGGUUUACAUGCUAAAGAACUUGAGAGAGCUGUACUUGGUGGGAAACUUGAACUCCGAGAAUAACAAAAUGAUAGGAUUAGAGUCCCUCAGGGACUUGAGGCAUCUAAAGAUCCUACAUCUGAAGAGCAACCUUACCAAGAUCCCGACUAACAUUACAGACUUAUCACCGCACCUGAUCAAACUCGUGGUUCACAAUGAUGGUACUAAACUCUUGGUGUUGAACAGCUUGAAAAAGAUGAUGAACCUUGCUGAACUGGAGCUGCACAAUUGUGAACUGGAGCGGAUACCGCAUGCAAUUUUUAGUUUGACCAACCUGCAGGAAUUGGACUUGAAAUCUAACAAUAUCCGGACCAUUGAAGAGGUCAUCAGCUUCCAGCACCUCAAACGGCUUAACUGCCUCAAACUGUGGCACAAUAAAAUCAUUUCCAUUCCACUGUCCAUAAGUCACGUUAAAAACCUUGAGUUCCUCUAUCUGUCCCAUAACAAACUAGAGACCUUGCCUACCACUCUGUUCAAUCUUCUUAAACUGAGAUACCUGGAUGUUAGCCACAACUCCAUUGUAGUGAUUCCUCCAGAGGUGGGGUUUCUCCAGAAUCUACAGCACUUUGCCAUCACAGGAAACAAGGUAGAAGUGGUACCCAAGCAACUGUUCAAAUGCACAAAGUUGCGUACCCUCUCCCUUGGGCAUAAUUGCAUCUCAUCGCUGCCAGAGAAAAUCGGACAGUUGCUGCAGCUGACUCAUUUUGAGCUGAAGGGGAACUGCCUGGAUCGCCUGCCUGCACAGCUUGGCCAGUGCCGACUCUUGCGUCGAAAUGCCCUCAUUGUGGAGGACCACCUUUUCGAUUCACUGCCCCUAGAGGUCAAAGAGGGCAUAAGUCAGGAAACCAGUGCUAAUUUUGCUAAUGGAGUGUGAGUGUGGAUCAGGAAAAAUCUGGUAAGAUGGUUUUCUGAGUGAAAAAAGACAGUGUUCACUACUUCUGUUUGUUUGGUUUUCUUUUUUAAAUUUUUUUUGUUGUUUUAUCCAGGACUGUGGGCAUGAAUGGAUGUUCUAUGUGUAAGGAAUUAGUCCAGUAUCAAAACUUAUGUUAACAUUCAGUACCUUUUUUUUUUUUUUUUUUUGCACAGGCCAAAAAUAUGCGUAGUGCAUAGAAUUCCUGAGAAUUAAUCAAAUGUUUGAGAUGAUUAAGCCUGUCUGCAUAGGUUUUUUUUUAUUUUUUUUAAUUUGCCUAUGUUAAAGUGGAAGCAUAAUUCAGAUCACUAUUGUUUUUCGUUCAUUUUCAGUAGCAUUCAUGUUAAUAUUUUCACCAGCUGUUAUCCGCACAGUUUGCAUCACAUGCAUUGUGUAUUGUGGUGCAAUCAAUGAUUGUAUUCAUUGUUAGGGAGAACCUAGAACAACUGACAAUUAAACUGACAUGUUAAUCAUAACUAUUUUACUCAACUAUACGUAAAAAAGUCUCCCUAGAGUCCCCUUUCGGGUUCAGAGAAAAGCGCACUAAUUUAAGAUGUUCACUAAAGUAUUUUAAAAAAUGAAUGUUUGCAUUGAUACAACGUUAUCAUAUCUGUCCAAGAUGCAAUCAAACAGUAUAUUUUAUACCUCAGUUGCUAUCUGUUAGAUUUUUUUUUUUUGAAACUGACAACUGUCCACGUAUUCGAUGUCUAUUAACCAAAAUACUGGGAACUGAAUAACAAUGUUUGUUGAUGCAGUGUGAUGCACAUGAUACCUUUAGUCUGUGCAAGUUUUGGCAAUAAAAUAGCCUUUUCCUUUCAAUAGCGUCUUUUCAUGUGGGUUACAGAAGUAAUGCAUAAGUUAUAUUGAGCUCAUUUGACUUGUGCAUGUUUUGUAUAUAACAUCAUAUAAUGGGACAGACCUGUAAUGUGUAUACACUGCAUGGUCCUUAAUGCUCAAAACCUCCAGUAGACAUGUAGAGGUAAAUUGCCCUUAGAAUAUAUAUAUAUAUAUAUAUAUAUAUAUAUAUAUAUAUAUAUAUAUAUAUAUAUAUAUAUAUAUAUAUAUAUACAUCAUAUGUUAGCCUGUGACUGUGUAUGACUAUACCAUCUGUUUUACUGUUAGCCCUUAGUGGCUAGUGAAAGUAAUGAAAAUGCUUGCAUUGUGUGAAUCACUGUUUUAAGUUACCCUGCUCUGUCUGUGCUGUGCAUGCCCAUGCAGUCAGCUUUUGAGGCAAACGCACAGAAAAGUGACUUGCCAGAUGUUAGGUAUCAAUAUUCACGCCAAUGCUGGAAUUACGUACUAGAUAUCCCUAACCUGAACAUUUGUGCUUUCAUUUUUCUUGACAAAGUCACAAACCUGUCAAACUAAUUAAAACAUCGUCAAGGUUUAAUAGUCGUCUUACAGUUAAAUUAAUACAUAACGAAGACAGAAAUUAAAUUUGAGAAACUAUCCCUUUUUAAGGAGCAUGCUAUAAUAACAUAAAUUGUUUCAGCGUUCAACUCCCUAACCAUUUCCUAAUAUUAUUUUAACCCAAUAAUUUGUAUGAAAAGGAAAUGACAAGUAAAGGGUGUAAUAUUUAGCCGCGUUAAGUAAUUGUUGACAAGGAUUGAGUGGUGUUUGUUUUAAAGCAUUCAAUAGUUCAUUAAAAUGUUUUCAAUAGGCUGGAUGGUAAUUUACCUGUUGUGUACAUGAAUUGAGGAUCAAUAGUGAUUGAAUAAUUUGGAUAACGUCCAAUAAAUUAUCAUAAUUUGUAUUAUUAUUAUUAAAACCAAUAUUUUUGGGAUCGACCUAUUUGCAUUUCACAGAAGAGUUGUCUAGUCAUUUUGUGGAAUCACUUCCCACACUGUGUUAUAUUUGUCCUACUGAAAUGCUGCAGGGUCUGACCUGUAAUCGGUAUCUUUGUGACCCCUCAAGAAUUUUGAUGUCGUUCCAGAUGAGGCUUGAAAAUCAUUUUCGAUACAUGUGUGUGACUAACAAUAAUUGCAACCACAUGUGCAUCUAAAGAUGAGUUUCAAUAUUUUGAGUGACUUCAAAUUAGAUUACUAUAUAGGUUUUGUACGAUGUAACUAUUUGUUGGUUCUGUUCGAUGUUUGGAAUGAACGUUUGUUUGUUCAUUUACGUAGAGUUGUAUUAAUUUAUGUUCCAUUUCUAUAACCUACUAAUAGUUUUACUGCAAUGUACCUGAUUUGAAAUGAUUCCACCGUAAAAAGAAAUAGAUGUGUCCAUUCAGGUACGUGAAACACUUACUGUUCAUUCCGACCGAGUGCUUAUUUUCAGAAUAAAGGAAAUGUGUUUUAUUUUUCAGCAAGCUACUUUAAGGUGUACUGCUAUUCAGCCUUGAAUGUAGCCUGAUACUGCAUCCCUUCAUGGUUUAGCCUUUCCGUUUUGAUGGAAAGGAGAAUGAAUUUAGUCUGCUUUGCUCCUAAUCAUGUGUUUUGUUUGAAAGGAUGUUAAAUUUGCAACUUGCAAUUUUUAAUAUAAUAAAACAUUGGAAAAAAAAUAUA
This is a messenger RNA of Puntigrus tetrazona (Sumatra barb), 5640 nucleotides long. It is a transcript of the gene lrrc8db, whose product is annotated as leucine rich repeat containing 8 VRAC subunit Db. The record is from RefSeq and is a predicted model, not a curated record. The coding region runs from base 575 to 3100 and encodes 841 amino acids. NCBI's taxonomy places the organism in Eukaryota, Metazoa, Chordata, Actinopteri, Cypriniformes, Cyprinidae. The transcript has 3 exons. Gene Ontology annotation, molecular function: protein binding.